CGGAGUGACGUGCCAAGAUCUUUCGUCCCACUGUUACCAAUUCUACGUUGACGAAGGGCAAGGCAAGCAAUGGCAACGAGCCACCCACGAGUCAGUAGUCACCACUGCUGUUGAGUGGGUAAAAAGCGCAAGGAAAUAAAGGCGGUAGAAGCUCAACGACCUUACUAUUCCUCCACUCCGCCAAAGCGCUUGCUCCGCCUUCCUAAUCCUUUCUCCUUCGCUUAAUGGCGGCAGCGUGCCGCCAUGAGACGCACUCUUUGUGCAGGCCGGUGGAGCAACUUUUCUAGGCACUUUGCCUUUUUUCCUUUUUCUGGCUCUCUCCAUCGCGUCAGACUGCAGAACAAGUCUAAAAAAAUGAUUUUGGGUGAAACUCAAGGAUGCGACAUGCAGGUUACGGAGAAAUCCCCAUCCAACAGAUUCAAGCUUCUUAAGGCCAUUGCAUUCGAGUAGGAAAAGGGGCCGAGUUUGGCUCAUCCAGCGCAGAGAAGAGGGAAAGUUGUUAUUCCUUCCUUGGACAUAGUAACCAAACAGGCCAUCUCAUGUGCAACAAUAUGAGGCUUUGAGAAUAAGGAAGGGGGUCUAGAAAUUGGAAUUCAGUGACAGGAGAACCAAAGAGGAACAAUGAUGAGAACCAUAAGAUCAGCAUCUAUGUUGCUCUUGGUAACGUAUGAGUGGUCAUUAUUAUAAAAAAAUUGAAAGAAGAACAAACACUAGUCGGCGUAAAUGUAACCCGUUGUAGAGAUUUUAUCAACAAUUUUUUAUCAAACAUGUUCGAUUGUAACUAAGCUUGGAAGGGAACAUAUAUGCUAGCAUAAAUGGUUUCGAAGCAAAUUGUCUAACAGCUUAUGGCUUCACUAAGCCUUUUAUUUCUCAUCUGCCUCUUAUUUUCUGUCAUUUAAUUCAGUUGUUCGCCUCUUGAUGGCCGCAAAGAUUCCUCAGUGACAACUUUCUGUUUUAUACUGAGAAACUCUGGGCUGAGAUUAUGGCAAAGAGAUCAAAGAGACGUCCAACACAACCUCACAGGAACAAUGUUGGAUGUAUGUGGGGUUUGAUUAACUUGUUCGAUUUCCGUAGAGGCCAUCCAACUCAGAAGUUACUUUCAGAUAAAAAGCAUGGGAGCAAUAGACAUAUUGGUACUGGAUACUCUAAAAUUAAGCUUGAUUCACUCAGAAAUUCACAUGAAACUGGCACUCUUGUCGAUGAAAUUAGACAAGAUCAAGCAAGUUUGGGUUUGGCUAGCAUAAAAGAAUUGAUAGAGGAAGAGAUGUUUCAAUCUCUCAUAAAGAAAAUUUCAAUGGAUGAAGCUCAAAGGGUAACUUCUAGCACGCAAAGGGAAGUACCCCUCAGGUGGAACUACAAGCUGAGAAGACAAAAAUCAAAAUUAAUUCAUGGCAACCAGGGAAAAAAUGGUAUGGAUGUUUCAGGCAGCUUGGAUGGGAUUCAUUCAGGUAGUAUGGAUCUAACAGAGAUAUCUUCUCUCACCUUUGACGUCCCGGCACUUCUUUUAGACUUGGAAAGUUAUACAGUCCAACAAGCCAAUAUUGGUUCUAAUGAUAAGUUUGACUUACGUACUUCCUUGGAAAGUACUAGUCUUGAUGAAAAAAUCUCUUUAGUUCAGCAUACAUUGGCUGAAUUUGCUCAGAUCAUUGCUGGUCAGAAGUCAAUGAUUGAGGGACAAAACCAUGGACAAUUGUCUGUGCAACCGAAAAUGCUAAUGGAUCGAUUAGAUGUUGCAAAUUCAGAUAAGGAGCUAUUCAUGAAGCUCCUCCAAGAUCCAGAUUCAUUUUUGCUUAAAUUUAUUCAAAAUCUUCAUGAUGUUCAGGUAAAGAAAGCAUCCAAACUAGGAUCAGAAAGAUACUCAGAGAAUGUCGCAUUGUUAGUAGAGGAGAAUGGCAAUUCAGGUAAGAGCAAUGAAUCUGAUGGUGAUCAAUCACUUCAAAAACAAAAGAGAUACAACUUUUUCUGGAGAAAAGACAAGUUAAAGGCAACAAAGCAAACAAAGCAGAACUCAAGUUCUGAAGCUUUGAGCAAAAUUGUUGUUCUCAGACCAAACCGAGUACGUUCUCUAAAUUCUUCUUUCAUUAUUACGCCGAGUUCUUCACCACAAUCCAAUCAUGUGCUUAAGUAUAAUGAAAAUGGUGAAAGAAUUGCAUCCAAUUUUUCCAUUAAAGAAAUUAAGAGGAAAAUCCAGCAAAUAUUUUGUGAGAGCAGGCAAACACAUGUUAUUUCCAUGGAUGGUAUUCGACACAGAAUUCCAGUUAGAUCCACUGACUAUGGUGAUUUAUCUGAACUGAUACAUGGUGGGAGUGCAGCAGCAAGCUCAGUAAGUCAUUGUUGUGAUGAUAACAAGCUGACUGGAUCAUUUGAUCUUGACAAUGUAAGUAAGAAGAUUACUUCAGAAGAAAAAUUUGAAGUCAACGGCAAUAGUCAUAUUUCUCACACUGCAUCGAGAUCUGAGUCUUUUAUAUACGAGGAAGCUAGGAAGCAUCUUGCUGAGAUGCUGGACACAAGAGUUGAUGGUUUGCCGAGAGUCCAAUCUUCAGAACCUUUGGUUAAACUACUUUCUCUUGUAAAUUUCAAUGAGCUAUCUCCUGCAUCCAGUCCUCAAGAAGAUGAAUUUGCAAUGUCAUCUAAAGAGACAGGAGAUUCCUCAUUACGACAUUUAGAUAAAGGAGAAUUUGCUGAAACCAGUUCACUGGAGGCAACAUAUGUCGCAGGAAGUACAGAGAUAAUUGAAAUGGUUGAUACUAAGCGCAUUGUGGAUUCUAACGAGUUGGCUGUACCGUUGGAAUCAAGUGGAAGUGAACUAAUAGUUGUCAAUGAAAUAUGUGAAGAGGAAUCUACUACAUCACCAGGCUCGGUGCAGUCCAACCUCCGACCAAGUAACUUAGCCGGGGAGAACUUAAUAACUCUUGGAAGAAUCAAUGAAAAGCCAGAGCAACCAAGUCCAGUAUCUGUGCUCGAACCAUUAGUAUCAGAUGAUAUUAACAAUCCUAACUCUGCUGACAUUGAUAAUUAUGAUAAUCAAGUACGACAUCAACAAGCUGUUCAUGAAGAUGGAAACAACUUUGUGGGAAUUGUCGAGUCACCAGAUUCAAAUGUCAGGUUAAGAGACUAUCUUCAAGACUAUCAAGCAAGGUUUGACUAUGUUAAAGUAGUCCUUGAAGCUUCUGGCCUAACCAAUGAAUUCCCAAGGAAAUGGAAUAUGGAGGACCAGUUACUUGAACCAUCUUUGUUCAAUGAAAUCGGGAUCUUUUUUUGCUUUCUGCAAGACGACCCUAAGCUUCUAUUCGACUGCAUGAAUGAAGUCCUUUCAGAGAUGCAUGAAAAGUUCUUGAAAUGUACCCCAUGGCUGUCUUUCAUCAAGCAGAAUGUCCUACCUGUUCCUCUUGGUGGAAGCCUAAUCCAUGAAGUUGGAAAAGGACUCGAGUGGCAUCUUCGAAUACACUUGCCCAACACAUUAGAUCAAGUAGUGAAAAAGGGCUUGGAGGGUCAGUGUUGGAUAGACCUUCGAUUCGAAGCUGAGAACAUCACCAAUAAGUUAUGUGAUGCCAUCUUAGAUGAUGCAGUAAAAGAAAUUGUUUUCGAUUCUAUGUGUUGAGUUCUUCGGGAUUCAUCAUUUCUGAGUUUACAAGAUAAUCAAGAUUGAAUACUAACAGGGAAAGGUUCAAAAAUCCUAGGAUCAGUACCUUUUUCAAAAAAAUUUAAGACUCGCAUUUACACAGCUAGUCUUAGAUUGCAUCAAUCUUUUCUUUUCUUACUGUAAAGUGUUGCGAAGUUUGAAUGGGCUUGAUGUGUGGCCUAUUAGUUUAAUAUCUUGUGUUGUAUUCAAUAAUCUGAAGAAGUGUGUAAAUGCGGAUGCUACUGGAGAUCUUCGUGGUUUGAAAUGUUUUCAGAAGUUCAUUUGAGUUCGAGUGCAUUUUUGCAAGGAAGAGGUUGGUUUUA
Zingiber officinale is the source of this 3945-nucleotide messenger RNA. RefSeq lists its product as uncharacterized. NCBI's taxonomy places the organism in Eukaryota, Viridiplantae, Streptophyta, Magnoliopsida, Zingiberales, Zingiberaceae. The transcript is spliced from 10 exons. The record is from RefSeq and is a predicted model, not a curated record. Bases 983 to 3601 code for a protein of 872 amino acids.